Messenger RNA from Peromyscus leucopus (white-footed mouse), 3116 nucleotides. It is a transcript of the gene Klhl6, whose product is annotated as kelch like family member 6. Bases 102 to 1964 code for a protein of 620 amino acids. The transcript has 7 exons. Gene Ontology annotation, molecular function: protein binding. The record is from RefSeq and is a predicted model, not a curated record. NCBI's taxonomy places the organism in Eukaryota, Metazoa, Chordata, Mammalia, Rodentia, Cricetidae. Gene Ontology annotation, biological process: B cell receptor signaling pathway; germinal center formation.
GUGACAGCUGGUGAUAAGUGGAGGGGCCCGCGCAGGAAAUCCGCUCAGCUUCUGCAGUGUGACCUCCUCGAAACUUGGCAGCUCCUUUAGUCUGGACGUUGAUGGCAGGACAAAGCGGCGCCUGCACCAUGAGCGACGACAUGGUAGAGAGGAGCUUGGAAGGACCCUCAACACUCACUACAGACAAGCCCUCCCAGAAAAGGGGAGACUUGGUGGAAAUAUUAAAUGGGGAGAAGGUAAAAUUUGACGACACGAAACUUUCCUUAAUUCUUCAGAACGGCCUGGAGAGCCUCCGAGAGGAAAAUGCUUUGACAGAUGUCAUCUUGUGUGUGGACGUCCAGGAGUUUUCUUGCCAUCGCGUGGUACUUGCUGCAGCCAGCAACUAUUUCAGAGCCAUGUUCUGCAACGACUUAAAGGAGAAGUAUGAGAAGAGGAUCAUCAUUAAAGGGGUGGAUGCUGAGACCAUGCACGCUCUCCUGAACUACACGUACACAAGCAAGGCUCUGAUCACCAAGCAGAAUGUUCAGCGGAUUCUGGAGGCUGCCAAUCUUUUCCAGUUUCUGCAGCUGGUGGACGCCUGUGCCAGCUUCCUCACAGAAGCUUUGAACCCAGAAAAUUGCAUUGGAAUACUGAGGCUGGCGGACACACACUCGUUGGACAGUUUAAAGAUGCAAGUUCAAAGUUACAUCAUUCAAAACUUCGUUCAGAUUCUGAACUCUGAGGAGUUCCUGGAACUUCCGGUGGAUACCUUGUAUCACAUCUUGAAGAGUGAUGACCUUUGUGUGACCGAGGAGGCUCAGGUGUUUGAGACCGUGAUGAGCUGGGUCCGGCACAAACAGUCAGAACGACUCUGCCUCCUCCCUUGUGUUCUCGAGAACGUACGCUUACCGCUUCUGGACCCGUGGUACUUCGUGGAGAUGGUUGAAGCAGAUCCUCUCAUUAGACAGUGUCCUGAGGUCUUCCCACUGCUGCAGGAAGCCAGGAUGUACCACCUCUCUGGCAAUGAGAUUAUUUCAGAGCGUACCAAGCCCAGGAUGCACGAGUUCCAGUCUGAGGUGUUCAUGAUUAUUGGCGGCUGUACCAAAGAGGAACGAUUUGUGGCAGAGGUAACCUGCCUGGAUCCCCUGAGGCGCAGUCGUCUGGAGGUGGCCAAGCUUCCACUGACAGAGCACGAGCUGGAGAGUGAGAAUAAGAAGUGGGUGGAGUUUGCCUGUGUGACAUUAAAAAACGAGGUCUACAUCUCAGGUGGCAAAGAAACACAGCAUGAUGUUUGGAAAUAUAAUUCUUCAAUCAACAAAUGGAUUCAGAUAGAAUAUUUAAACAUAGGCCGCUGGAGGCAUAAGAUGGUCGUAUUGGGUGGCAAAGUCUAUGUAAUUGGGGGCUUUGACGGCUUACAAAGGAUCAACAAUGUGGAGACUUACGACCCCUUCCACAACUGCUGGUCAGAGGCCGCACCCCUCCUUGUCCAUGUCAGUUCCUUUGCGGCUGCUAGCCACAAGAAGAAGCUGUAUGUCAUUGGAGGAGGACCCAAUGGGAAGCUGGCCACAGACAAGACUCAGUGUUAUGAUCCUUCGACCAAUAAAUGGGUUUUGAAGUCGGCCAUGCCAGUAGAGGCUAAAUGCAUCAAUGCAGUGAGUUUCCAGGAUCACAUCUAUGUUGUUGGCGGUGCCAUGCGAGCGCUCUAUGCCUACAGCCCCCUGGAAGACAGCUGGUGCCUGGUGACGCAGCUCAGUCACGAGCGGGCCAGCUGUGGCAUCGCGCCCUGCAACAACAAGCUCUAUGUCACCGGCGGGAGGGACGAGAAGAACGAGGUCAUCGCCACCGUGCUCUGCUGGGACCCUGAGGCUCAGAAGCUGACGGAGGAAUGUGUCCUGCCGCGCGGCGUGUCCCACCACGGCAGCGUCACCAUCAGGAAGUCGUAUACCCACAUCCGGCGGGUUGUGCCGGGGGCCAUGUCUGUGUGACUGCCAGGGGACCCCCAAGGAGGUGCCCUCGGAGCCUCUGAGCUCUGAUUCGGCACCCUGGCUUGCUCAGGUCCCUUGUUGAGCCUUAGGCUUGGCUUGGAUUCAGCACCCUGGCUUGCUCAGGUCCCUUGCGAGCCUUAGGCUUGGCUUGGGUUUAAGGCUUAUCGUGGGGGCACCUUAUGAGACCAGCUGGGAAUGCUUGUGUGACCUACCUACCUCAGGAUGAAGGGUAAUGUUUAACAUUCCAUACAUGCCUACUCGCCCUGGCCUGUGCCAGCCACUCAUCCAUGGUAAUUCGCUGAACUGUGGUAAUGACCUGCUGCGGGAUAGUAUCACGCCUGCCUUAGAGGUGAAGAAAAGGAAUUUCAGGCAGGUCAGCUUUCACCAGGUCACUCAGAGAGCAAGCAGCUAAGCCAGAAUAAACCCCAGGUCUUUCCAUGUCAGUCGGCGUCUCUCACACCACACGGCUGAACUCGGGAAAACUGAAAGCCAACCCUAAACUUGGCUGGUGUCUCCUUCUGGCAGCGUGGCUGAAGACAAGGGAAUAAUGGAGUUUUCCUGUGCUGUCCUCCUUUUAUUCCUUGUCCGUAGGAGACACUGGUCUUGGAGCCUUUUGGGGCCGCUGGUCAAGAGCAUCUCCGACGAUCUCCCACCGGACAUGUCUGCUGGGACUAGUCUGGGAAGGCCCAUUUGUUUUGAAAAAGGCGAAAGACAUGUCUCGUUUCCCCCACAUCGUAACUGUUGUUUUUGACUACAGGAUGUGUGUGCCAUUUUGGACUAGAACUAUCACGGCCAGUUAGUGGCUGGGAGUGGCUGGCUCCGUGGAUACAGCUCUUGCUGUACAAGCCUGAAGACCAGUGUUAGGAGCCUAGAGCCCACGUGGAAGCUGAGCAGGCAUGGCUGCUUGCCGUCCCAGUGUUUGGAGCAGACCCAGGGCUUCCCUAGAGCAAGCUGGGCAGGUCAGUCAGUCAGGAGACCGUGUCUGUGAAUGAAAACCGAGUGUGAUUGCCUGGAAGAGGGCUCAGCCGUGGAAAGUGGGGAAUGACUGAGGAAGUCAUUUGAUGUCAACUUGGGGUCUUCACACUUGUGAACACACACCCACACCACAUACACAUUAAAAAAAUAAAAUUGAAUUAAAAAUUUUAAAACGUU